CCCCCCCCCCCCCCCUCUCUUUUUCAUCUUUUCUUCUCUUUCUUUUCUCGCGUGCUGUGUGGUUCUGAGUUUGAGCCAAAGGGGCUCCCGCGGCACAGCGAUUGAAUGUUUUCAGAGUCUGGAAUUGAUUUUCAUGGGGAGUAUCCUUUCCCUUCCCUUCGACCUAUGGAUCUAUUAAACAUUUCUUACGCAGUUUAAAGGAAGCAGCAGACCGCCGGUUUUUCUCACCAUUUGCGGUUUUUCUCACCAUUCGCCGCUGAACGUCUGCUUCAGACUUUUGAGACCCCCUUCUUGCUGGAUGCCGGUAGUUUUGUCUCGGUCUAUCAAAGAGCGGAGUGGCCGCCAGGAGCGCGCCCACAGACGGCUGCAGCAGAGAGCUUGAACGGAGACCUGCCACCUCCAAAGGGACGCUUCAUCUGUCACUUCUGCCUGUGUGGACGUCCAUGUGCCCGCCUGUCCGGCCACAUGUUUGCGCCUUCUUCGAGCGAAGUCAGAUGUUCAGCUUUGAGGAGAUCGUUUCGUUCCGGGGCUUGUAACAGUUUUCAUGUCGCCUACUUGGUUUUGGUUUUUCCUCCUCUGGGGCGUUAACUGAAUUUCCCGAUUCCGUCCGCCGCGCCUCAACGGCCCCGCCAUCUUCUCCGGGAUGAGCCGAGCCUGCACGUGGUUGCUGAAGAUCUGUUUGCUGGCCGAGGUCGCCAACGCGCUCAACCCAUUUGCGGCACAGCAAACUCUGCCCGACCCCUGCUACGAGGAAGGCGGCGCGGCACGCAGGUGUGUCCCCGAGUUCAUCAACGCCGCCUUCGGCAAGGAGGUGCAAGUGUCCAGCACGUGCGGCCGCCCCCCCACCCGUUUCUGCAGCAUCCAGGAGCGGGACGAGCGGCCGGCCACCCGCCUGUGCCAGGUGUGUGACGCCUCGGAGCCGCGCAGGGCCCACCCGGCCUCCUACCUGACCGACCUCAACUCGGCGCACAACCUCACCUGCUGGCAGUCCGAGAACUUCAACCACUCACCGCACAAUGUCACCCUCACGCUGUCCCUGGGCAAGAAGUUUGAAAUCACCUACGUCAGCCUGCAGUUCUGCUCGCCGCGCCCUGAGUCCCUGGCCGUCUACAAGAGCAUGGACUACGGGAAGACGUGGACGCCGUACCAGUUCUACUCCUCGCAGUGCCGGAAAAUGUUCAGCCGGCCGAACAAGGCAGCCAUCACCAAGCAGAACGAGCAGGAGGCCUUGUGCACGGACGGACACACGGACUUGUACCCGCUCUCUGGGGGCCUCAUCGCCUUCAGCACCCUGGACGGCCGACCGUCGGGAAAGGAUUUCGACAACAGCCCCGUGCUGCAGGACUGGGUGACUGUCACCGACAUCCGCGUCGUCUUCAGCAGGCCGCACUUCCCACGCAACCAGGCGCCCAGUGAGGCUGGCAAGGAAGAGGAGUCACUCACGGGCACUUACUACUACGCCGUCGGCGAAUUCCAGGUCGGCGGGCGGUGCAAAUGCAACGGACACGCGUCGCGCUGCGUCAGGGACAAGGACGGCAAGCUGGUGUGCGACUGCAAGCACAACACCGAGGGCCCCGACUGCGACCGCUGCAAGCCAUUCCACUACGACCGGCCAUGGCAGAGAGCCAGCACCCGCGAGGCCAACGAGUGCCUGGCCUGCAACUGCAACCUCCAUGCCCGCCGCUGCCGCUUCAACAUGGAGCUCUUCAAGCUGUCUGGCCGCCGGAGCGGAGGCGUCUGCCUGAACUGCCGGCACAACACGGCGGGCCGCCACUGCCACUACUGCAAGGAGGGCUUCUACAGGGACCUGUCAAAGCCCAUCACGCACAGGAGGGCAUGUCGAGCUUGUGACUGCCACCCUGUUGGAGCAGCGGGUAAGACCUGCAACCAGACGACUGGGCAAUGCCCGUGCAAGGACGGAGUGACCGGCAUCACCUGCAACCGCUGCGCCAAGGGCUACCAGCAGAGCCGCUCACCUGUGGCCCCCUGCAUCAAAAUACCGACAGUCCACCCGACGUCCAUUGUCAGCAGCACAGAAGAGCCGGCCGACUGCGACUCGUACUGCAAGCCAACAAAGGGCAACCUGAAGAUCAACAUGAAGAAGUACUGCAAGAAGGACUACGCUGUCCAGGUGAACGUCCUCGACAUGGAAACCAUCGGCGACUGGGCCAAGUUCUCAGUCAACGUCGUUUCGGUCUACAAGAGCCGUGGCGAGCAGGCCAGACGGGGGGACCGCUUCCUGUGGAUCCACAUGAAGGACUUGGCGUGCAAGUGUCCCAAGAUUCAGAUGAGCAAGCGCUACCUGGUGAUGGGCAGCCUCGAGGGCACAGCCGAGAGGCCCGGCCUGCUGGCAGAUAAGAGCAGCCUGGUCAUCCAGUGGAGGGACGUUUGGUCUCGCAGACUUCGCAAGUUCCAGCGCAAGGAGAAGAAAGGCAAAUGCGACAAGGCGUGACGGCCCCCCGGUGCACAUUGGACAAUCCGUCACCGACACGAGGAGCAGCAGCUUCCGUGGAUCUCCUGUUAACGUGUAAAUAGUCGUCGGCUGGCGCCGCGUCUCGCUCUCGUAGAGCCGCCUGCCCGCCCGUCACUAACGCCGCCCGGUCCUCUAGCUUAGCCACAAUAAAGCAGACAUUCUGAUGCCACUCCUUCAA
Messenger RNA from Erpetoichthys calabaricus (reedfish), 2651 nucleotides. RefSeq names its product netrin 2 (gene ntn2). Gene Ontology annotation, molecular function: protein binding. The record is from RefSeq and is a predicted model, not a curated record. Lineage: Eukaryota; Metazoa; Chordata; Cladistia; Polypteriformes; Polypteridae.